AAUGGCGGAUGGCAGAACGCAAAAGAAUUUCUUUACGCGAUCAUUGGAGUCACUUUGGUCUUUGAUGUCUUAAACUGUAGUUUUUCAUAUGUUGCACACCUCUUACUGUUCAACUAGGCUCAGAAACUGUACGUAGCAUGAGGAUAGCGUUCAGUCGACAUGUACAACCUCCUCUGCUCUCGGCGCUCUUUCGACAGUCCAGAAUCAUUACGUUGGCGAGAUGUAUUCACAAUCGAACUUUUAACAAGAGGAAAUCUUUGUAUGAUGUGUUAGAUGUACCCCAUACUGCAACACAGGAUGAGAUUAAAGCUGCCUACUACGAAUUGUCUUUAAAGUAUCACCCAGACGUAAACAAGAGCGAGAAAUCUGAGCACAAGUUUCAAGGUUUGUUGUGCCUUUAUUGUGUUCUCUGCGCAAAUGGGUGAUGUCAGCUCCCCUGUUUUUCUGUUUGUUGCAUAAACUUAACGUUUUUAGAGGCCAAUCUGUAAUAACACCUCAUCAUUGUAGUCGUAUUUGAUCAGAAACCACGUGCAGUUUGUAAGCUGAAAGUUGUAUCCAAGCAUGAAACCUACACUCGUUUUAAAUCUUUUUACUCAGUUGUUCAUACAUGCACAUGCUUCAUAAGAGUACCUUACUCAAUGGCUAAUCUGAAAGCUUAAGUCCAAAAUUUAAUUUUUUAACCGAUGAAAAAUUAUCUCAGGCACUUUUGUCUUUUCAAUAUCAACCAUGUAUACUAACUACAUGUGUGUCAAGGAUAAUCAGAACUAUAACAAAAUUCUCGAACUUGAUUGGUUAUCAUCAAGCCUGAUUUGAGCACAAAUGGGACAGUGUACAUGUCAUGCUUGUAAUUAGAAAGUGUUACUGGACAGUUAACUCGUCCUACCUGUGUUAGUGGACAUUACAUGUUGUGUGCCUGCACAGUUGUUGUGCAUUUUGUAGAGAAAACUUUUUUGUUUUGUUUUGUUUUGUUUUUUUCAUGAAAACAUAUAACCAAUGUCUAUUUUUUUUUUGUCUAAGUUUUGAUUAAUUAGUUACUAGACUUCGUGUCUUUUAAUUCUGCCUGUAAUCAUACUCGUGAUUCACAUAAAUCAGAAUCCUCUAUUGCAGUUGUCCAAUUUUGUCAAUCACUUGAAUGAUUACAGACCAAAUUGGACUCCACUCUGUCCUGUUACCAUUAUUAGCCCUUUACACCCUAACACCAGUAUGCAUAUUCUCCAAAAUGUUAUUUUAACAUUUCUCAAGGUGCUGAAAAGGAGAAUUUGUUUGCCAAUCAAAAGGUUCCUUCCCUGGUGACCAUUUCCUUUAUUCUAAUGACCUUAAUAAUUAUGUGAUUCAAGAGUGAUAUUGCAGGGCUAAAAAUCGGCAGUUUCAUGGUCGCCAGUGGCAAGCUAAAAAUGAUCAGGGCCACAAAAAGUUAAGGUUUGAAUGCCGGAUGUGUGACUAUGCUACAGAAUUUCAAAAAGUUGCAAUGUAAAUUAUGCGAAGUACAAAGUUUAAAAUAAAACUCAAUAUGUAGUUUAAAUGGACUACCUUUCUCUUGUUUCUUUGCCUGGACCCCAAGAUCAUCCAUUUUAGUGAAUUUUUAGUUCUGAAGUGGAAAUUCCAAGCUGUUUUAACAGUAAUUUCAAGAGCGAUCCACAUUCAUAACAUAUAGAUGCCAUUUUGAUUUUGUGAUUGCCAUUGACUCUGGACUUACCCAGACUUCCGUGCAGGAUGUGUUCUUUCCUUUUAGUUAAAGGCCAUGGGGUGUUUAUUCAAGUUUUUUAUUUUAGAGGAAAGAGGAGGGCUACUUCAUUUUGGGAUGGGCCACAAAGAAUUCAAGGAAACUGGCCCAAUUGGCCACCAAGCACUGAAGUUAAUUUUUUUCCCUGAUAUUGUUGGAAGGAAUUAGAUGGUAAUCACCCUUAGAGUUUAAAGGGUUAAUUCACAGUUUGGAGCUUGACAAUAGAACAUGCACAAUAACCUGGAAUCAUCCCAUAAGUGGUGAUAUUUUGAGAAACUGUGUACAUUACUGUUAAUCAGAAACAGGUUCUUUCUUACAUUGCAUUGUAGGGUUUUGAGUCUGUGAAAGAGUUCAUUGAUAAUUUUGACACUCAAAUAUUUUAUACAAAGGAUAAAUUUAUAUGCAUUUAACACACUUUCCUUCCUUUUUCAGAAAUCACAAAUGCAUACAAUGUUUUACGUAACUUAGCAUCAAGGAGAGAUUAUGACAAGGAGAUUGGAACGUACUUCACUAUGAGAGGUUCAAAGAAGAAGGAAAGUGGAGAGAAGGUUUUGCGGCUGACAGAUGAAAUGUUGGAAAUAGAUAUGCGAGGAAUUAAACAGGUACUUAGUGCAGGACAUUGUAAUAUUUGACAGGGUAAUAUAGUAUCAUCAACUGAGUUGAUAACAUAAAUUGGCCAUCAUUAAGAGUUUAAAAGCUGACAUUUCAAACAUUAGCUCUUUGUCAUUCACUCUGAAACUCUUUGAAACUCUUUAUAAAGGUGAGCAAAUUAAAUUAUCAUGUUAUACACUCCCACCAAGGCAGGGCCACAGUUUCUUUAGAAACUUACCACUUUAUUCAUUGUAAUAUUUGCUUUACCCAUAGGCUGUACAUACAUGCACUCUUUUAAACUACAUGUAUUUUUCUUAUAUUUUUCUGUGAUACUGAAUCCUGUAUCUUAAGAAACAGUGAGUUCUUAAAUUCUUUGCGUAACUGCCAGAUAUUUUUUGUCUAGUAGUGCAGCACAAUGCAGCACAAUUGAGUGGUUUGGAAAUUGCAAAAUUAAUGUGAGAAAAAUGCCUUUAUUUUCUUGUUUUGAGAAGGUCCAAGGUCAAGAAUCAAAAUUGAGUUUUGAGGGACUGUCAACUUACUUUUGAGCAGUACUAUACAUGUCCUCUAACCAUCCUGCAAUUGAAUGUCUACUCUCCUUGUCUUUUAAUCCUUUAACUCCCAAGAUCUCAUUAGUAAUUCUCCUUACUGUCUGCCAAAUAAUUAUCAUUAUGUUAGUUUAGAGAAUUUGUUAUUGGAUCAAUUAGUAAUCCCGAAAUUGAUAUUUUGCUUUAUUUUCAUCACUUGCCUGCAUGAUAUUGUAUAUUAAGGAGAAAUUCUGUCUUGAUCACUUACAGGAUGUUUAGGGUUAACUGGAUAAUCUAUUGAAAUUUUGAGGUGGUGUAACAUAAUAGAAUUUAGAAAAAUGGUAUCUUAUUUUGGAGAUGUUACAUUUUAAUCACUUGGAGAAAAUAAAGGUUGAUGAAAUAUUUUUGUCAUAACAGAGUCAAGUGUUUCUCAGCACAAUUGCAACUUUGAGCACAAUAACCUGUACACCAGUACGACUGAUGAAUGUGUCAGUAUCAGAUGGUGGACUACAGUCACAUGACAUGAGAGUGUUACAGCUGCUGCGGCAAAUCUCCAGUGGAACACUUGCAGCUAAUACAGGACUGUCUAUGGUUACUAAUGUCCCUAGCGAGCUAGUUGGAGGGAAUUUCUCGGCAGAGGCUGGACGACUGGGGUAUGUUAACAGUGUUAGACCCUACAAAUGAAGUUCCUUUUUAUGUUUAUUUGCAGUUUGUUUUUCUGUCUUGUUUCUGUAUGUUAUAUGAUUUAAAAAAUUAUAAAAAAAUAAAAAGAAGGUCAGGGAGUGACAGUUGUGGCCACAAAUACAUGUCCAGUACAUGGGAUUUACACUGUAUAACAUAAAAGAACUAGGAUUAUUUCUCUUGCAAAACUGCAUUUAAGGAAAGAAAAUACACUUUUUUUGUGAUUUGUCUUUUAUUCUUGUUUUUGGUGGCAAGAUGAACUUUAUUGUACAGUAAUCACACUACUUUGCCACUCCAAUUUGGGUGUUCUGUCGAAAAAUCACUGGAAAUUGAUUGUUAUUGACAAUGCAAUGUUAUGCGCCCUUCUUGGGGGAUGUCAUUCAACAUUAGGUGCAUUGAAAUUCUUGUACAGGAAAUUUUCCAAGCUUAAAUGGACAAUUCUUCGUCAAAGAUCCUUGUCAUAACUGGGAUCCAUGCAUGAAUAUUUCAGUCACUUUCUUGCCACCUACAGUUUGUACCCUCAUGAAAAAGGACAUCAUUCCAAGUUGAGAUAUACAAUGUAUCUGCCCUUCUUUAAGGUUUUCAUUUUAGGAAGGGUCGAAUUCUUGUUUGCAUAUUCUAUAAUGUUACUGUAAUAAUUAUCAGCAAAAUACUUACCACUUUGGUUGAUUUGUUUUGACAGAUCCUUGAAUCUCACAGUUUCCCUUUGAUUACAAAGGCUUUUUUUUAAGCAAAGCUACUGUACAUGUUUAUAACCAUCACUUUUUUAAAUUCCUUUUUUAAUUCCUUUUUUUCAGUCACUUAAACCUGUUGGUCACAUCAGCCCUUCCAUGCUGCCCAUUUUUACCAAUUCCUGAAUACACAAGAUUUAACAGACUUCACAUAAAAGGUUCAACCCAUUCCUACAAGGCAGUCAUUAAUGCAGACUACAUCCAAAAUGUGAGUAGAUGUACCAUAUUUACUUGACUGUGUAACCAUUUUUAAGUUACGAAAAUCAGGUUUUUCAUCAUUUCUAGUCAAAGAAGUCAAAUUCAGACAGAUAGAAAUUUCCCAGAAGUUAAUCUCUUAUUUCUGGGAGUGUAUUGAAAACACAGGGAAUUAAAAAACUGCAGAGCAAAAUGUAACCAAGUGCUUUGAGGUUUAUCAGCACUCGUUUAUAUCACCAUGAUUUAAGAACACUUCGAUUUAUUGGAGAAGUAUUUUACCAUAUUUUGUAAAUCAUAUUGGUACACCAGUUUCAUCCUUGUGUAUGUGCACUACAACUUCUCUAACCCUUUACACCCUAACAUCAGUAUGCAUCUUCUCCAUACUGUUCUCCAUACAUUUCCCAAGGUGUUGACAAGGAGAAUUUGUCUCACCAUCAAGAGCUUCUUUAGUUUGUGAUCAUUGCCUUUAUUCUCUGAACCUUAAUGUUUGAUUCAGAGGUGAGACUGUUAGGAGAAAUUACAUGUUAGUCACUUUAGGAGUCAAAGGGUUUAUACAAGUUCAUCAAUUUUUGAUUUUUGAUUUUUGGUUUUUGAUUUUAUCUCUUCAGGUUAUGAAGCCGUUGGUUGGCAAGUUUGGAUUUGACUUUAACUUUGACAUUCGUAAAAGGUAUUUCAAUGCUCUUUUAUUAUUUAUAGAAAGUUCAGCUUUAUAACAUUUGUUCUAUGUUGUAACUGAACUACAUGUUUAAAAUCAGGAAAGAUAUUUUGGUAGUUUUUACAUAUGGCUUCUCAGCUUUUCCUAUUUGAAAUUUGGAGCCAACAUCUGGCAUUGCAUAUGGUGCAUUCUAAAUUUCCUUUGAUUGUGAUUGAUUUUUGCUCAUGUUUUCCACAAUGUACCUACAUAUGCACAUCAACAGGUCUUACUGAGCAUAACAAGAUGACUCAAGCACAUGCAUGAAAUUUUACCAUGAAUGUCAAGUUUGUUUUUGUUUGAAAAGAGAUCACUCAUGAAACUCAUUUUAGAUUUACAUUGAUUGUAUGAGCAUGGUUUUUUUCCAAAUCCCUGAAAAUCCAUGUUUUGAAAGCCAUCUACAGUAGAAGUGCUUUAAUUAUUUCCUCAAACUCAGAGUACACGUACAUAUGGAAGUUUUUUUGUGCCUAGCAUGGCACUGGCAAAAUUAUGCUACUGUGAAAAAGAUUUUCACAAAAUCUUUCAUGUCCAAAGAGGUGAAUAUUUUCACUGCAACUUAUCCUUAGCAUCUUUACUGCAGCUUAUCAACCAGUUAAUCUGGGCCUUAACCUUUAACUCCCAUGAGUGACCAUGACAGAAUUAUUCCUUACAAAAUCAAGCAGGCAAGUGAUGAGAAUAAAGAAAAAUAUUAAUAAGGGAUUAUUAGUUAAUCCAAUGCCAAAUUCUUCAAACUAACAUCACAAGAACUAUAUGGUAGACAGUAAGGAGAAUUACUAAUGAGAUCUUAGGAAUUAAAGGGUUAAAGUGUACAAUAGGUGUUUGUUUUUGCCUUGUAGGAGUUAUCAUCCAUACUGGGAGGGUAAAAUAUGUGUAGAGAGUCUCCCAGUUCACUCUCUGACUCCUGUUGUAAUGAAAGAAAGUGGCACUGUGAGGGAAAUCACAGGUUGGGCAUUUGUUGCUGGAGCAAAGCCUGUCAGGGUAUGGUCAAGUUGUUAACAAGAUCAUAAAUAAUUAUACUAAUUCUGGCUCUUACAUGUACUUCCAAAUUUUAAUUCAGUCCUAGUCAGUAGUAUUAGAGAGGAGAGAUUAUGUAUCAUGUGGUACAAAUGAACCAAUCAUACCCAUGACAGUAUGGGCGUCUAAGAUGGCGAUAUGAUGUAACACAAUCUCAUUGUCACGCGUGUCACGCAUAUGUGGUACAUAAUCCUCUACUCUGAAUGAGUGCAAACUAUAGUGUCAUAGUGCUCUGGUUAGUGACAGGAAUUUGGGUGGAACUAUGACAUUAGAAAAAGCACAGGGUUGAAGGGAAAAAAAUUAUCUAUUUUGUCGUUACAUUGAAGAAAGACUCAGUUAGACUAUGGCAAUCUUUUUCAAAAUGAUUUUUUAACCCUUUAACUGAAGAUCUGAUUGUUAAUUCUCUCCUCCAGCUUUUACACAAUUCCUGGCAAAUAAGUUAGGCGAAUUUGGUAUUAGAUCAAGAUAACAACUUGUACCUGAUAAGUUUUGGUGUUCUCAUUAGCCCUUUGCUGGAUAAUGUAUGGAUAUCACAGGAAGAAGGUUCAUGUUAAUCACUCCUGGGAGUCAAAGGGUUAACUGCUUGAUAAAAUCAAUACACGUUCAUUUGUGUAUCAGCUGUUAUAGUAAUUUUCAAAUGUCAAAAAUGUUUCAGAUUGCUCAGGUUAUGGCGAAGCAGGCGCAUCAGAUGUUAAAGACUCAAUUCCCACAAGUCCCACUGGAUAUCGAUAGCAGACGAGACAGAGACUGUAGAAGUGAAGGGACAGGGCAGGGGCUGAUGUAAGUCGAAAGUGAAUCGACUAACAAAUUUUUGUGCGUCAGAUCUGCUGUCACACAUCUUGUUUUACAUGGAAACUUGGGACAAAUUUCACCGUCAGGAAGUUCUGGCACAGCUGAAAAUAAUUAUGCUCAGUGCUUUACAAUUGUACAUGUAAUUGUCAUACUCGCUGACAAUGGCGAAAAAAGUGUCCUGGUUUUCAGAGUUCACUUUUUCCUUAAGUUAAAAAAUCAAUUUAUGAAGAUGCACUUGUUCCAUGUACAUGUGAGAUACGUUUAUUACCUGCUAAACCAAAAAAAAAUUGUCAUAUCAAGUGUUUUCCUUUAUCCCAGGCUAAUCGCAAAAAAAACAUCUGGCGUUUUGCUGUCGGGGACUGCCAUAUGGGAAAAAGGUUAGUUAUUUGAAAUCAAAUGUGAGAUAAGAACUUGCAUAAUUACAUGAGGUUUCCCUCGACAAACUGGACAUGAAGGUUUUGUUACAGUAAAUGAGAUGUUUGUUCAUACAAACAUGGAUAGAGGCAAGCAAAUUGUAACGUGCUGGCCUCAAUUCGCCCGAAAGUCAUCUCGCCCGAAGACAUAUCACCUGAAGCUGGAGUCAUGUCGCCCGAAAUCCUGAGUCGUGUCGCCUGAAUAAACAAUCACUUAAAAGAUGAGACUUACAGACUGUAAAUAGUCAAUAAAGUUUAGAAAUCUUUAUCACUCAAGCGCUUUUAAGACUUUGACCACAUAGCAAACGAUCAGAUGGUCAAAACUGGAAUAUGUCUGAGUAAUGACUCUCAAUGGGUUGUUUUUUCUAACAUCAAAGUGAAGCGUUGUUAGUUUGGUAUCCACUCAUUCCGUAACCAAGGAUGUUUCGCACAUAAUGUAUUAUGAAUGAUAUGCUGUACAUCCUAUUUUUUGCAAUUGUAAUAAUUUGAUAUUUUUCGUAAUGGUAGGAAUGGCUCCAGUGGAGGUUGUUUCUAAAGCUGUCCAGAUGCUGGUGAAUAAUGUGAACAGCGGUUCGUGCAUCGAUAGGCUGUUACAGGAGCAUGUAAGUUAUUUUCACCAUAACACAAUGUGGGUAUCCUGUGUACGGUUUAUUUUAAAUAGCAAAAAAUACACACAAUUUAGGAGGAGCGUCAAGAUGUCAGAAAAAUAUAUUUGGUAUCUGACGAGCUAAAAAAUAUAAGUUUCAUGUUGACGAAAAGAAGUCAUACUCUUACUGCUGAACAGGAGAAGGACCUUAUCUUUUCCUCGAUAUAUACACGCUUAGAUAUGGAAGUUAUUUGUGUUUAUGUUUUUGUUCAAAUAUGGAAUCAAAGGUUCCAAGAAUUUUUGUGUUGCUGGUUUUUUUCACGCAACUUUGUUUCUGAUAAUAGUCAUUUCCUUUUCACUAAGAGAGUGUUCAUGGUGAGUUUCUCUCUGUUUUCAGGCUAUUUUACUGAUGGCAUUGGCCUGCGGAAGGUCGUCCAUACGGAUGCAGCGGCUCACCAAUCGAGCUAAAGCUACGAUGCUGGCUGUGGAGACGUUUACAGAGGUUUGUGUGCUAAGUGGUAUGCGUCUAGAGCGCCUUUUGAUUUAUCGUCCAAAAACCGAAACCAAAUUAAUCACCAUGGCCAAUCAGAAUGAAGAAAAUAAGGAGCCAAUUGAGUCUCAUAGGAGAUAAUCGUAAUUGGCUUGAAGCGUGAGAAACUGCACCUAACUAAGACGGUGAUUGAUUUUUAAGGUGGUGCGAGUGUUUUGACCAAUCGCAGAACGUACUGAGCCAAAACCAGUAGAAUCUAAUAGUGUGUCGAAAUCUCGAGUGAAUUAUUCUUUUCUUGCACUAACCUCAACUAUAAUACCGUAAUAGAGAUCUGCUACUCGUUUCAUUGUGCGAGAAAAAGACAUUAAUUAAAGCAAAGGCUGCCCAGAUACAUGAAAAUAUAACACCCAUACCUUCGAAAAAGACGAAAAAGAAAUUGAUCGUAACGAUCUAAACUGUGAAAUCAACGCAAAGCUUUGUUUAGUGACAAUUGAUUGGCUCUACCUCCCCUCAUCCAAAUGUUUGACUGCAAAUUUCUCGGGCUAAAUUAAUGCCCAAGAGUACUACCCUGAGGCAAAAUUUGUUCCACCAUAAAAUUCUCGCUUGAACUCGAUACUUGCUGGAUGAUAGUUUGAUCUGAGUCAGUGUUUAACGUAUAACGAAUCAAAAAAGAACCAAACGAUGUUCUCUUUUCUGUAGGUGGAGUUUAAAAUCAGUUCAAAGACACCGAAGACUGUCUUGGUUGAAUGCGAGGGCCUGGGACUUCUUAAUGAGCACGUGUCGCCGGAUGACAAUUUGAAAUAUGAAUCAGCAGAUGGCGAACUUCUAUCAGAUGACGAAUACGAAACAUCUGAGGAGCUGGAUUCUGAUAAUGAAACAGUUCGUAGCGAGGAACAAGAUGAUGAACUCGAAAGAAUGAAAAAGACGAUCUGAAUCAGAGGGAAAGCCGAUUUUUAUGUCGGUCGUAAAUGAGCUUCGCAGCUGUAGGGUUAUCCCAGCUUGCCUAGCGGUCUUGCCUAAGGAAGUUACAGUGAGGCAUAACUGUUUUUAUGCCAUUCCGCUUGUAAGACUCGGACUGAAAGCUCAGUCACUGUAUUUACAAGGAAGAACGCAGAAGCGAGCUUGAAAAUGAGAAGAUGUGCGAAAAUGAGGUAGUUUGUGGAACUUCGAAGGAAUGGAAAAUGUUGAUCGACUCUGUUCCUGAAAUUCUAAAAUGAAACAACCUACAAAUUCUCGGUAUGUUCAGACGAAGGGCUAACGCUCGCAACGUCAGCUUUAGAAACUCUUUACAGUGGACAAUUUACAUUAACAAGAUACAACUUAAUUAUCGUGCAAUACAACCUCCGCCCAACCGAUGUCGCACCACAGUACCUUAGAAACUUACCCCCCCCUACUCCGUUUCACUAUGCUCUAUCGACUCGAAUAACCUUAAUACUGCUUCAUCAAGACUCGAGGUCAUGCGGUUGUUUUUUCAUGUAGAACCUUUGUCUCUAACGAUUUGGCGUUUUCCUAAACAUAGACAAAUUGUAUGGUUCACUGUGUCCAUUCAACUUUACCGUAUCUCAGUAUCGGUUCAUUAUCUCACAAGCUUACUAAAGUUCGACAUUCAGUCACCUGCUAUCAUAAACAAAUCUAUAGGGUUUUUUCCUAAUAACUCCACGAAAAGUG
Molecule: messenger RNA, 10099 nt
Organism: Pocillopora meandrina
Lineage: Eukaryota; Metazoa; Cnidaria; Anthozoa; Scleractinia; Pocilloporidae
Source: the annotation of a GenBank genome assembly